Messenger RNA from Angiostrongylus costaricensis, 642 nucleotides. The record is from the annotation of a GenBank genome assembly. Lineage: Eukaryota; Metazoa; Nematoda; Chromadorea; Rhabditida; Metastrongylidae.
AUGUUCUAUUACGCUGCAACAGCUACAUCUGCUGGAACGUCGUUGGUUUCUCAGGACGACCCACCACAGUUUAGUGUUCCCAACGCGCUUAGGAGAAACUCUCGUAACGGUGAUUUUACGUUACUAAAAGAGGAAAUCGCCAAACUUUGUGAAGUAGAGAAAAGUAUGCCACCUUACGAUGAGGAUGAGACAGAGCUGUCACUCGUAUUCUCGUGGCACUUCAAUACUGUAACCGUAAUUUAUAGAAUUACUCGGGCCGUGUUACCUGUUCAAUUGAAGGUUCACGAGAAAGAUGGACUCACUUCUCAAAAAAUCCGUAAGUGUAGUACGAAACGUGGACGACCGACGAAAAAUCCUGUAUGGACAUUUUUUCGUCGAAUCGACGAUAGAAGUGUGCAAUGCAAUAUGUGUGCUCGGCUUGUGAAAUCAGCAUGUGCUACGAACAUGAGCAAACAUUUGGAACGGCAUCACCAGGCAUCGGCGACAAAGUUGAUGCCGGAUUCGAUCGACGUCGAGUUCGAAGUGAACCAUAUGACCGUCGUCGACAACAGCUACACUCAAUCACUACCAUCUCCAUGGAAUCCAUACGUUCAGCAGCACAUGCAACCAAUAAAGCACGUAGUGGUUCACUUUUUUCGAUGA